This is a messenger RNA of Miscanthus lutarioriparius, 306 nucleotides long. The record is from the annotation of a GenBank genome assembly. NCBI's taxonomy places the organism in Eukaryota, Viridiplantae, Streptophyta, Magnoliopsida, Poales, Poaceae.
AUGUCUGCCUCGCGGAGCUCCUCUCCCAACUCCAUGUCAAAGUGGAGCCCGAAAGAGAACAAGAUGUUUGAACAGGCACUCGCCUACUAUGGCGAGGGCACACCCAACCGGUGGGACAAGGUAUCCAGCGCCAUGGGAGGCAUCAAGUCUGCUGAGGAGGUGCGCUGCCACUAUGAAGAUCUUGACUACGACGUCAAGAUGAUAGAGUCAGGCCACGUGCCGUACCCCCAGUACAAGACACAGGGAUUCUGGACCCGAGGUAAAGUCCAUGACACUUCGAAAGCAAACUGGAAACAAAUAACAUAA